Scatophagus argus is the source of this 3138-nucleotide messenger RNA. It is a transcript of the gene sh2d3a, whose product is annotated as SH2 domain containing 3A. The record is from RefSeq and is a predicted model, not a curated record. Bases 16 to 2670 code for a protein of 884 amino acids. Gene Ontology annotation, molecular function: phosphotyrosine residue binding; guanyl-nucleotide exchange factor activity. Gene Ontology annotation, biological process: positive regulation of peptidyl-serine phosphorylation; small GTPase-mediated signal transduction. The transcript is spliced from 18 exons. Lineage: Eukaryota; Metazoa; Chordata; Actinopteri; Scatophagidae.
CUUUGCUGUUCAGACAUGAAUAAUCGCUCGAUCGCCUGGUGGCUGAGACAGAUUGGCUUGUCCCAGUACACCAAGACACUAGAAAGUGAAUAUUAUGGUCUGGAGGUACGUGAAAGUGGGAGAUGCAUCUCUUCUUCCAUUUUGUUUUGCGCCUCACUCUCCACAAUUCUCAAUUUCUCUUUAAUCCUUUCUCACUCAUCUGAUUUUGUUUCUCCUCAGGGUUUGCUGAACGUGACAGAUGGAGAGCUGAAAGAUGCAGGAAUAGAGGAUGCAACACACAGAGAAACCAUCCUGAAUCAGCUGUCAAGGCACCGACAGACACUGGACCCACACUCCGCUUCAUAUUUAACGGAACACGAGAGCGGCGUGCAACUGGAGCGCAGGGUGAGCCGAAAGUACUCCCUGGGAUCGUCUAUGGAUGUGGUGAAGCUGAGGAAGGAUCUGUUUCGUCAGAGCAUUCUGCCCCGCCUCCAGCACACUGAUAAAAAACACCGCCUUUCUGCCUCCUGCUCCCAGCUCCGCCCCCUGAAUGAGGACAACACUAUAAGUUAUACAGAACAACGUCAGGACAGCAAAAGCAGCAAAAGGAGGAGCGUCAGCGCAUAUUUCAGCCAGCUGAAGGUGUUUGGUGGUCGGAGAGAGAUGGAGUCGCUGAAGAAAGAGCUGGAGGAGGAGCUGAAGCUCAGCACUGAUGACCCGAGGAGCCAUGCAUGGUACCACGGACCGCUGAGCCGAGAGGCUGCAGAGUCUCUGUUUGAGAGGGAUGGAGACUUCCUGGUCCGAGACUCAAGCUCUGCCCCCGGAGACUACGUUUUGAGCUGCUUUUGGAAGAACGGACCCCUGCACUUUAAGAUCAUACGAGUGACCCUUCGUCCUAAACAGGGCUACUCUCGGGAGCUGUUCCAGUUUGAGGAGGAUCGCUUUGACAACGUUCCCGCUCUGAUCCGAUUCUAUGUGGGCGGGCGCCGGCCCAUCUCCCAGGCCUCCGGCGCUGUGAUCUUUCACCCAAUCACACGCACCCUUCCUCUGCGCGUCAUCGCCGAGCAGCACGCGGAGCCCGGAAGCAGCAGAGGCGGCGCGGGGGGAGAAAAGCGCACUGAAUCCAACAAAAGACGCAGCUUCAGCACUGCACACACUGACACACUGCAGGUCGUCAAUCCACUGCUGAGGAGCGGAAGUCAACCCUCUAACUUGGAGAACGUGGGACGGAGGCCUUCGCUUCAGUCUGCCCAGUCUGACAGCAACCUACGAACUGGUGUUCCACAGAACACUCAGUCGGAGGACUCUGGCCCCGCCCCCAUCUCCCCUGUGUUUCGCACAGGCAGCGAACCCCUACUGAGCCCACGGCCGCGGAACACACGCCCCACCCAUCUGGGUGGUGGUGUAACUUUGCGAGGUUCAGAUGGACAGCUGCACCCCAGAGCUCCUCCCAAGCCUCUCAGGGUCUCUGCUGUGUUUCCCAACACCGUCCCUCCCCCACCCACAGAAAGGGACUGCGACCCCUCCUCUUUCUAUGGCGAGCUGGUCGUGCAGGUGCCACAGUCCAAGCGGAAGGGUCAUGUGGACCGACUGCGUGCAGAGGAGAAGUGGCAGAGCCGCGCCCGCCUCACAGAAACUUCCUUUGGCUUUCUGGAGGCACAGAAUAACGAAGCAUCAUCACAGCUGCCAUUGCUGCCGCAGAAGAAGAAGGUAGAGGAAGUGGAAGACUGGCAGUUUGAAAAGCCACAGGUGGAGAUGGAUUCGUGUUUCCAGUUGGACAGGUUUGAGUCGCUGCUCUUGCCGGAGAACAACCGGCCUUUAGAUUCCAGCGUCCUGCUGGUGCUCAAAGAGCUCUUCAACCGAUCAAAUGCCAAAACUACCUCUCUGCACAUGCUCAGUGUUGACUGCCAGGUAGCACGCAUAGUUGGGGUGACUGAUGAGCAGAAGAAGACUAUGGGAGUUGGAUCAGGGCUGGAGCUCGUCACUUUGCCACACGGACGCCAGUUACGACAGGACUUGUUGGAAAGGCAUCAUCUAAUAGCACUGGGAGUCGCAGUGGACAUCCUGGGCUGCACAGGGACCGUGAGCCAGAGGGCAGCCGUUUUACAUAAAUUAAUCUUAUUGGCUCAGGCCCUGAAAGAACACGCUCACAACCUCUACUCCUUCUCAGCUGUGAUGAAGGCUCUGGACAUGCCUCAGAUAAUGCGGCUGGAGAUGACAUGGCGAGCGCUGAGGAGGAACCACACGGAGACUGCGAUUUUAUUUGAGAAGGAACUCAAACCCUUCAUGAACUUGCUGAACGAGGGAGACGACUCUGUAGUCCAGGGUCCAAUAGCUGUGCCUCACCUGGUUCCCCUGCUGAUGGCAAUGGAGGGUGAGGACCCAGUGGAGAACAGUGAGCGAGGCUGUCAGCUUCUCUUCAAUGUCCUCCAAUCAGCUCGCAGUGCUGCCCUGCACGCACAAGAUUAUCAGCAGCACGCACACUCGCUGCUCGCAGGAGGCUGGGAGCCAGUCCCUGAGCUGCUGGAGGCUUUCCGAACAGAGUUCGCCCUGCGGCUGUUCUGGGGUCAGUCGGGGGCAGCGGCGGACAGGAAGGAGCGCUACGAGAAGUUUGACAAGAUUCUUUGUGUCCUCUCGGAUAAACUGGAACCCGUGGAGAUCAUCCCACAACAACCCGACCCUCUAACCUGAGCCCCGGGGCCCGUUUCAUGAGAGGAAAAUAGUAAGCACAGAUAAAAGUGAAAUGUUUUUAUUUGAACCUUGGCGUGUUGCGGCAGCCGAGGUGGAGAUCUCGCCCCUGAGAUCGCACAGACAUAGAGAAAAGUUGUUUUUGAGAUGUGAGCGUCUGUCAAGCUCGUCAAGUGACGACUUAACUUACAAAGGAAUGAGUUAUAUCUGCAAUGUGAGGGCCCUGGGCAGUCCUUCACUGUGACAAGGGCUGCACUGGAGUCUGACAUUGAUUAACCAAAAACCAUCAUGUGUCUGCUCCUUCAAAUGCAAUUGCAUUUCUGACACAAUUCACACCACUUGUUUGGGAUUCCAAAGGACCAACAGGAUCACUACAUUUGUAUAUAAACAGCUGCUGUAACGGAUCACACUGGAAAUUUUGUUUUUCAUUUCGGUGUUUCUGAUUCAAUAAAUGAUAUUUGUUUAUUUUUG